Messenger RNA from Gigantopelta aegis, 11989 nucleotides. RefSeq names its product CCR4-NOT transcription complex subunit 6-like. Lineage: Eukaryota; Metazoa; Mollusca; Gastropoda; Neomphalida; Peltospiridae. The coding region runs from base 1966 to 4638 and encodes 890 amino acids. Gene Ontology annotation, biological process: nuclear-transcribed mRNA poly(A) tail shortening. The record is from RefSeq and is a predicted model, not a curated record. Gene Ontology annotation, molecular function: poly(A)-specific ribonuclease activity; protein binding. The transcript is spliced from 8 exons. Gene Ontology annotation, cellular component: cytoplasm; CCR4-NOT complex; nucleus.
AGCCUGUGAUUCCUAUUGUUAUAAUUCAUGCACAAAUUGCCUUCGCUGUGUUGCCUGACCAGUCAGACAGUGUGAUGGCAGUCACAUGACCCGGUUCUGAUUAACAUAGUGGUGAUGGCACUCUGGGCCCAGGUGAUCUCACUGCUUUUAUAUUGGUAACUAUGCCUCGCUGGCGUACAUUGAUUACAACAGCCAGUACUGGGGAGAUGGAUAAACUUGAAGAGGAAGGACCACAAGGGAAAAUGAGGAGAGAUGUUUACCUGCACACAACUGAAAGGUGAAAAGUGUGAGACACCGAUAAGACCUACGGCACACAAAGGAAGCCUGUGUUUUUUUCUCCACUGUUGGCUGAUAUAUAUGUACAGCGUUUGCUACAUUUGUACACAGUGAUCAAUAGCCUGGCUGUGGAAAUCCAUUAAUUUUCUUCUUAACCUGGCAAGUACGCUCUGUUUAUUAUUAGGUCAUAUCCUGAUACGUUUGAUAACAUUGCAGAUGUAAACAACUGCCUAAUUCAAAAUAUUCAUUACGACUGAAGAUUAAUUUUGUUCCAAUUUUUGCCGUUUGUUUUUCGGGAGUGAAGCAAGCCUCAGACUGAAAAAGACAGUUGAUACACCAGUGUUAGUUUUGUUGUUGGUCAGAGUCGUGUUCUCGUUUUAGGAGGAAAAACAAAAUUGCUAUAUAGAGAAUAUGCCUACCCAGAUGAGAUUAUUUAUAGCCCUGUGUAUUCAAUGAAAGCCGACAUGCCGACAGACUUGGCCAGUAAGAGAGAAACACGUGGUUGUGAACACAUGUGUGUAUCUAUCUACUACUACUACAUAUGACUUGAACAGACCUGCGCAUAUGUCAUGAUUGAUAACAAAAGUGCAGGCAGAUUACGUUGUACGCACCUGGUGUAUUUUCACUGAGCUUCAGUCAUCACAAACAAAGGCUAAUUAAAAUUGCCAGCAACUGGCAUUGAUUUUUUCCUGGGUUUGGCUCUUUAAAGCAGAUGUAUGUGAGUGCUGAUCACAAAGCCUUUGUUAUUGCAGUGGUUCUUUGUGAGUGUGUGUGUGUAAUCCCACUGAUAGAACAGCCAUAGUACUUCAGCUUUCUCAUGUGUAACACCAACAAAGGUUACCAGGGAACAGGAGAUUUUUACCAGCUACACACCACCAGCAUUCCCCCAUUCGGUGACCCUGUUUACGGGUAGAUGGAUGCAUGUGAUUAUUUUCCACACAACUGACGAAAAUUCACUAAGCCAGUAUUUGGAGAUCUAGCUGUUACCUGGGUUUUUUUUAAUAUUCAACCUUUCAACACAGUUUUGCUCAACAGUUGAUUAAUGUUUCAUUCAGGAGAAAGUUUUGUAUGAAAAAGUUAAUCAGUCCAGGUUGCAUCAUUUUGUUCUUUUUGUAUAUGCUAGCAACAUGUAAAUUUCUGGGCUUGGGGUGUGAGUAAAAAGCCACAUUUGGCCUAUUUAAAAGUUUACUGACUACUCAUGCACAACUAGUUGUGUUGUAAAACUGGGAGAAAAAGGCCACUGUUAAUUUUGUUAGAUGUGUUAAAAAUAAGACAACUGUCACACUUGCUGGCCAUUGCUUAGAUGAGAAUGUGUUUAAUGAGGACUGCUGGCAGUGAGUGGAAGGUUGACUCAAGGAUUUAAGCUAUCAGCUGAGAAAGUGGUCUUUAUUCCUAGUUAAACACCAACCUGUCACAGUACAUGUUUCACAUUGAGAUGACUAUUAGCCGGUACUCCAAAUAGUUCUAUUUUAUUUGCUGAUUAGAAAAUCAAUCAAGGUCUGGGGUCAUUUAACAGUUCAUGCUAUUACUUAUUGCCCCAGGAAGUAAAAUCUCUAAUUGGUCUAGGUGAAAAUGGCAAGCUUUUUAUGAGUUGUGUAUUCCAUAAUUUUGUGUUGAAAGACCCGUACACAUUUUAAUGCUCACAAUUUUAUUUCGUCUUAGUAAUUUUGACUGUUGAGAAAAAAAAACAUGGGGAAGUUGAAUGAUGGAAAAGCUCCAGUCAAGCGAGAGACUGUAAGUGCUAGUGCAAAUCUCGAGGUAGUUAGUGAAGAGAAAUUUGCGAAGCGUCUCGAAGGCCUAGGCAGUAGUUCGUGUAUCAAUUGUCAGAAGGAAAGGACAAAAGGUCAAGGUCAUCGCCGUCAGAACCAAAAGGGGAAGCACAAGCAAGUGAAGACAAACUCUCCGAUUGUCAUUCAUCUGAAAGACACUCUGAAGGCUGCCUUGCAACAGAGACAGAGGAGUGUGGAGGAUGACUCGGAGACCUCCAUUCGGUCGGCCGACAGUGAGAUGUCGCACGAUGAACAGCUCCCAUCGCUGUCGAAAUACUCACAUCGCGACUUUCACAGAGAGACCUGCCGGGGAUACCGUGAUAUCAGACGGCGCCAAAACAAAUCUAAGAAAAAAGACAAGAAUCUAAAUGCUUUGAUAUCUGUUAUUGAAAAAGCUCAUCUCAAAGAUUCCAGACAUUUAGAAUAUAACCUGGCCGGCUUCAACUGCCAGCUUGGAACCAAAAUGCUCAAUAAUGCAACUCACUCUGUUGAGAUAGAAGGUGCUAAACGGCGUAGUAUUGUCGAGUGUGACAACGUUGAUCUCAUCUGUAAUGAUUUGUAUAGCAGUGUCAAGCAGCCCGAAGACACUGAAAGCGACAAGUCCUCUGUAACAUCCAGUUCUGAAAGUCUCUCCAUCUCAGAUUCUGAUGGAAUUCCAGCAGAUGACUCGCCACCUUUCGAGCUCACUACGGAGGAACUGAACAAACUGGCCGAUUACACAACUGGUAUUCCCUUCAUUCGGUAUGAUUGUCCGCCAUCAGAGUGCCCUGAAUGCAUCAAUGCUGCUUGGUAUUCAUACCAGUAUUAUCCAUUCCAAGACUACAGCAUUAUUACCGAAAAGAAAUCCACAAGUCGUCCACACGGUGGAGCGCCCGCAGACGCGACAUUGUCACUUGCUGAAUCUGAUGAUGACACAGACAGUGUCAGUACGACAUCAGAAGUCGUCGGUGCGUCAGGCAUGCCAGAGUCUGAGAAGACAGAAGUUGAUUGUGGUAGUGAUGAAGAAAUCGAAAUCGAAACAAACACUUGUAGAAAUAGGUAUGUCAAGCCACAUCGCCAGCUGUGGGACAUUGACAUAUCACAACGAAAAAGCAAGAGUGGAAAUGACCAGUCAUUUCCAGAUAGUGUGUACAUCAACCUGACUGGAACGGACAUUUCCCUGAGUGUCUUCUACUAUCACGAUGCAUCAACGUUUCGUAAAGACAGCUAUGCAAGUCCCUCGUCGUGGUACCCAAUGGCUUCAUCGUACUCUCCGUAUUACUACUGUCCUUCAUACUAUCAUCAUUCUCCUCUGUACACACACCACCACUCGCCAUCAUUCCCUCUUAAUGUGGACAUGUCACUGCCAAAAACUGCCAUGGUGCCACCAAGACAACUGAAGAAAUUCAACGCUUCACAGCCUCCUCAGAGACAGUGGAUCUCUACCAGGCAACCUGAUAGAACUAGAUCUGCCGCCAUUUUUACAGUAAUGUGUUACAACGUGCUGUGUGAUAAAUACUGCACGAGACAGCAAUACGGGUAUUGUCCAUCGUGGGCCCUCAACUGGGAGUACAGGAAGAAGGGAAUCAUGGAGGAAAUCCGAAACUACAAUGCAGACAUCAUCAGCUUGCAGGAGGUGGAAACAGAUCAAUUCUACAACUUGUUUCUACCAGAACUCAAAGCUGAUGGCUAUGAUGGAAUAUUCUCGCCCAAGUCACGCGCACGGACCAUGUCAGAACAAGAGCGCAAGCAUGUGGAUGGUUGUGCAAUCUUUUUCAGAAUGAAUAAAUUCUCACUUAUCAAAGAACACUUGAUCGAGUUCAACCAGAUUGCCAUGGCGAAUGCCGAGGGCUCUGAUGACAUGUUGAACCGGGUGAUGACCAAAGACAACAUUGGUCUGGCAGCUAUUCUAGAGACCAAAGAAGCCAUCUAUGAGAAUGGUCCACCUCCUCCCGACAAGGGUUCCCAGAAGAUCCUGGUGGCGACCGCUCAUAUCCACUGGGACCCGGAGUUCAGCGAUGUGAAGCUCAUCCAGACGAUGAUGUUGAUGUGGGAGUUGCGCCAGUUCAUCGAGGAGUUCUCCGGUCAGAAGAUGCGUCCCGGCGAGAGUCCCAACAUGCCCGUGUUGCUGUGCGGAGAUCUCAACUCACUUCCAGACUCAGGUGUUGUGGAGUACCUGACGUCGGGAAAGGUGGCAGCUAACCACGGUGACUUCAAGGAGAUGUGCUAUGAGGCGUGUCUCAAGAAGAUAAACCACGCCAACGAGAAGGAGUUCUUCAACCACAAUUUUAAACUUGCCCGUGCCUACAAUGAUGUGAUGCCCUACACAAACUACACGUACGACUUCAAGGGAAUCAUUGAUUACAUUUUCUAUUCACGUGACUAUGUAAAGAUUUUGGGGAUGCUAGGUCCACACGAUGAGGAGUGGUUCCGACAGAACAAAGUGAUUGGCUGUCCUCACCCCCACAUGCCGUCUGACCAUUUUUCAUUGUUCAUCGAGCUGGAGAUGUUGUACCAGUCGUCCAACAGCACUCGACCGAGCCUCACUUCUUCCACUGCUGCCAACACCCAGGCCUCCACCGCCACCACGGUCACGACCAGUAAACCAAGAUAGUGCCAUACAGACACUCCACAGGGGGCUACUGGUCUCACUGACAUUACAAACUUCAUAGAUUAGAACAUAUCAGAUGUGUCCACAUGUAACGUGUACAGAGAAAUUCAUCACAAGCAAUUUAUUACGGAACAUGAUUCAUUUGUGUAUAUAAGUAUUCCAUUGUUUUCAAACUAUUUGCCAUCCCAUUUGCAUUAUGUUAUCACAAAAUGGGAAAAAGGGUGGGAUAAAAAAUUUAUAUUUAUAUACGAAGCACUGCCGUCAUUGCAGAAUCUUAAACAUAUUUCACCCAGAUAUUGUAGGAUUUAGGUAUCAUUUUUGGUUUUUCUCAUUCUGGAAUUUUUUUUUUUUUUUUUGAUGUACAUUCAAUGUCAAUGGUGCUGACGAAAUAGGUUAUUUGGUUGCAAAGUGUGACCAAUUUCUCUGUGCACAGCUGUAAUUUAUCCAUGUUAUUUCUGUGUGUGAAUGUAGUGAUAAUUUCUUUUGAAGGAACAAAUCUUUUUUAUCAGUCACUUGGUGGACUUCCUAACGAUGUCUGCAUGUGUUCUUCUCAUUGUUCACAUGAUUAUCAUUGUUCACAUGAUUUAUUCCUCGUGGACUGCAGAAUAGGUUUAUGUCGAAAGUGUAGAAAGCAGAAUGAUAUUUUGUAAUGAUUUAUAACAUUUGAUGUAGGCUUGAGAUGGAUACUCGGGUCGUGUGACAUUAUGUUGUUGUCAGAGAUGAUUUUCAUGGCACUCUUAUCUGCCUUCUGCAGACGUUCUUAUUUAUAUACAAGAUGAGUGUACAAUUGAUUCCCAUUUUCUGUCUGAUUAUUAAGUCUUGUGGAAGACUGUGCUCCAUCAGUGAUGGUGUGUAUUUUUCCAUGAUGUGAUAGCUAUAAAAGAUAAAUAGCAAGCUAUGUAAAAUAACAUUGUUUGUGAAACCAGUAAUAGACUUGUUGCCAAAAACACUUUAAAAAAAAAGUAUAACCUGUCACACACAUCUGCAGUCACCUGAAUAUAAUAUCUAUAUGAUCUUGUAAAAUAUAAAAUACAGAUGUUAGCAUAUCUACUGCGACCUGAAAUUUUCUAAAGUCAAAAAAUUAACUGUUAAAAGAUAUUGUGAUUUUUAAUCUUUUAAAAACAACAAAAACAACUAAUGUCACUAAUUUUGAGCAGUUAACCUCCAAAGUAACUAUGAAUAUACGAGUAUAAAAGCUAACCCUCAGAUAUUAAUUUUUCAGUAGUUAUUAAAUUAUUAAUUCAAGGUACAAAAAAAACAAAAACAAGUGUUAUGUGACCUUGACAUCUGACAUGUUCAUUUUGCAAGUGACAAGUAAUUUUUCUGUUUUUAAAUUGUGACAAAUAAAAUUAUUUAAAGAUUGGGGUUGUGGGGUUAAAAAAAUAUUUUUUCAAAUGUUAAUAAUGACAUGGAAUUCCAGAAGAGUGGUAACAUGGUGCCUACACAUCUUGACUUUGUGAAAUUCCAGAAUUAACCAACAAGCAAGUUUAAGCGGUUACAUGUUUAACAUUUCUAAUACACAUUUCUUAGUCUUUCUUAUUUUAUAAUCAGUAUAUUCUAAAAACAAAAAUGAAGUAAAAAGUGAAGAUAUUUAUGUUGAAAUUAAUACACAUUUUUUGUCUUUCUUAUUUUAUAAUCAGUAUAUUCUAAAAACAAAAAUGAAGUAAAAAGAGAACAUAUUUACGCUGAAAUUAGCAACAAAACAAUAAAAAUAAAAAUGAAAUUAUUUUGUGUGAAAUGACUCAAUUUUAGACUACUCGGAGCAACUUUUGAUGGUUUAUAAGUGAAUUUGAAGGGUUUAUAUUCACCUUCAAAUGAUUUGUCUUAACUGUAUAUUAUAAAGAUACCAUACUAGUUUUAUGUUUGUAAUAUAAUCUCUACAUCAGAAUAUGUAUGUUUAUUUCUUACAUUUGGUUAAUAGGUGGUUGUUGUGUGUGGAUUGGGGUGGAGGUGGGUGUGUGUCGUUUUUUUUUGUUCUGAUUGCGGAGGUGUAUUUUUCAUCCACAUCAAGCACAUUUUUAAUACAAUUUUCAUAACAUGUAGCAGAAAUGUUGAAUAUUUUUAAACACAUUAAUUUAAAACAUUUAUAAAUUAACAGUUUAAAAAUAUAUCAUUAUAUAUAUACAACUAUUAUUGUAGACAACUGGUUUUCAGACAAAAAAAAUGUUUAAUUCAAAAAGCUGUCCCUGUUAUUUUUGUUACUAUCCCACACAUUUUGUAUUCAGCAUCAAGCUUUGUAAGAAAUGUAAGGUUUCGUGGUUAAGUCAUUAAAAUUCAUUUCUGAAAGCAAGAAUAGUAAUACAGAAGAGGAGUGAAUGUUUAUUUUCUUGUGUUGCAGCAAUGUAAAUGUUUAUUCUGUUGUAUUGCAGCAAGGUAAAUGUUUAUUCUGUUGUAUUGCAGCAAGGUAAAUGUUUAUUCUGUUGUGUUGCAGCAAGGUAAAUGUUUAUUCUGUUGUAAUACAGCAUGGUAAAGUUUGAUUAUUUCUUAGGUAAGGUUAGUGAAGCCCACAUUGUCCGAGUUAACAAGUAUUUUAGCGACAAACAUCAUCAUCACCCCAGCAGCAUUAUCUGGUAUUUCACAAGCUAACACUAUCAGGAAUAUGAUCUCAGUUUGUACAUAAUGCUUUUACCAGGCUUUGUGUGCAAUACAUCAUAUAUUAACAGUAUUGUCAGAGCUUAAGCUUAAAACUGGUUUAAAUGGCAAGUUUAAACUCACGUAAUCAUCUUCAUUCUUUUUGUAUAUAACAUUCGGCAUAACUAAGUAGUGGAGAAUGUAUGAGAAAGUGUGGACUCGUUAAAAAUAAUUCAUGGGUGUCCAUAGGAGCAAUUUAAUUAUUUUUCAUGAAUCCACACUUUGAAGUGCAUUCUCCAAUUUAAUUCAUUAUUCAUUAAAUUUUUAACGUGACUGCCUAAUUAACGUUUAUAUAAUUUUUAAUGAAAAUAUUGAUUAACAUGGUACGAAGUAGUUACAAAACCAAUAAUCCAUCCUUUUGAAUCUAACUUGAAUGAGAUGUGGCCAGUAAUUGGUAAUUUUCUAUUUAGUUUUAUCAUGACAAUCUUUGUUGUUUUCUAUCUGAAGACAUUACUUUCCCUGCUAUGUAAUAAUGUUUAGAAGGCUUAAAUUACAUGUUCAUUCAAUGAUGCAAAUGCGUGGCCUUGUAAGCUGAAGUGCUGUACUUGUUUACAAGGUACUAGUUCUCAGUUGUGGCUUCCAAUCCCUGACAUUGGCGCAAAAAAAGAGUUCAAAUUGCAUUGUUUCACAGUUGUAGAUUCUUAAUAACAAUCAACAACUUUAGAACAAUUAUGCAAUGUCACAGGUAUGGCUUAACUAAAGGGACACAACUCUUAAGUGGGCAAUAGUAAACAAGUUCCAUUUUGUCAUGGGAACAAAAUCAUUGGGAUCAAACAUGAUUGUUUUGUGCUAUUUGAUCUGAUUUUGUACACUUAAACAUCAAACUGAUCAGAUACCCACCCAUCCAUCCAGUCCGACAGACUGAUUGUUGUAUAGAAAAUAUUCUAUGCAGAAAGUUUAGUUGAGUGUUGUGAAAAAUUAGGACUUGUCAUUAUUGUAAAUAAAUAGCAUAUACGAGUUGGAAGUCGAGUAUUGAUCCAGCUGUUCGCGUGUAAGAAAUGUACCGCUGUAAUGAUUUGUAUUCAACAAUGUCGUGGCUUAUGGUUUUGUUUUGAGGAGGAAUAUGAGAAUCAUGUGUUUUACAGUGAUUAAAACAUUUAUAUUUUUGCUUAUGAUAAUUUUUGAACUGGCUUUCUUAAAGUAUAUUUCUAUAAUAAACUUAAGAAUUUUAAAAUCUUCUACAGACUUUGGUAAUUGUCAGCUGUUUGUUUCCACCAAGCCACAUGCUAAAAAAGUAAUCUUAGGUAUUUAAAUUUAGAAUUUUUCUUACUUACAAUGAAAUUGAAAAGAACUUUCUUUUUUCUAGGUCAAUGGAUUAAGCACUUGUUGUUUGAUUAAAUUAUGUUUAGUAUAUUCUAAGUGCUGAAAUUAUAUUAAAAUUGAGAUUUUUGUAUCGGUUUGAUAUAUAUAGAUGUUUUUAUCCUAAUUUAUUUGAAUUUCAUUUUAACACAAUACCAAGCAACUCUUAUUUCAUUUUGUUGCUAGUGGUAAGGACAUUUGUGAUAACUUUUCAAAUAUGUAUACAGGCUCUACAUAAUACACUGUAUUAUAAAUAUGCCUGUAUGAUUUUUAGCAUUUUGUUAUUGUAUUGAAAAUAAUGGUAAAUCCGUUUAGGAUAAGAUUUGUGUCUGUUUUGAUAGUAGUUUAAAUGUAUUUUGACCUUUCUUUUAAAUAUGUUUUGCACUAUGUUGUAUUAUUGUUCGGUUCCUGCAUCUUCUGACCAAAUGUGCAUUAUUCAUAGAAUGCACAGAAAUUUAUGGCUUUCUAAAACAGUAACGGUUUGCAAUAUAUUCAGUAUUAGUGUCAUGUUUUUGGUUUUGUAGUGUGUGACCAUUUUGAUUUUCACUCAUUUCAAUAAUAAUGCUCCUUGAAUAGCUUAUAAAGGUUUUGAUUAGAUAGCAUGAAGGAAAAUGCAGUCGAGAGUUCCAAGAUUGAAAUCUGUCAAGAAAAUAUUUGUGUGUAACUUGAUUUCUUGAUCUACCACCAAAGGUUACUUGAAUCAGGGUGACAAUUCAUGCAUUGUUUAAUACUCUCCAUCGGAUUAAUAAAAUUUGUUACGGUAUAGCUUUGAAUAAGAUAAGAUAUUAUAUUAAUAUUUUGAUUGCUUUUAACAUUUUAGUCCACUGCAGUCACAGCAUCAUUGAGAAAAGAGAAUUUUUUUUAACUGUACUUCCUAAGAUAUUUUCCAAGAGGUUUUAAUUUCAGUUUGGUAUGUGGACGAGUUGAUGUUAGUGUUUUAUGUUGUAUUUACUGUGGGAAAGGUUAGCGAUUGUUAGUACUGCUAGACUAGUUAGGUUUUCUUAUUUCAAACUGAUGUCAAAUGAAAGCGUUCAGAUAACGUUUUGAAAACGGCUAAUUGACAGAUUAUAUCUGAAUGGGUUGGUGGUUUUUUUACUUACGCGGAUUAAAAGCUACACUUCUGUAAGGCAAACUCUCUGUCAGAAUUUCAGGGGUUUGUUUUAGGGUUUAUUAGUUUCAUAAUUAGAGAAUUGUACUGUACAACUAAAUAGUUAUGCUCAGUGAAUCACUAGUCGAUCAAUUAGGAAUUAAAUUUCUGUAUUGGACACCACAUAAUUUUAAUACAGAAAUACAUGUGGCUUAACUUUCUGUUCAAUACAGACAAAAUCUAGUUAAUGCAUAGAAGUGUCCACGAAAGUAUUGCUGUGUGGAAACUGGCAAGAUUAUGUUGUUUACAUUAUUGUUCACUCUGGUAGAAAUUUGCUGAAUUCAUGUUCAUGAAUACGGUACUUCAAAAAUAAAUAUAAUGAUGUAAACUUUUCAUUCCUGUUUCAUAAAAUAUUUAGGAAGUGUUUAAAUAAAAAGAUAGUCGAAAGUAAAGUCAGGUCUUUGUUAGAUAGAUUUAAAUCUGCAAUACAUCCUUAUAAAUGCUAGCAGUAAUAUGUGUUGAUUUAAAUCAUUUAAUGUCUAGACUCAGUCUUUAAUAACUUUUUAAGACUUUAACAUCAUGGCAAUGUCCAAUAAACUGCAUACAUUUGAGUCAAGACUAUAUGCAUAGACUAGGUGUCCUUGAUUAAAGGAAUUCGUCGUCCUAAUACUGUAGAGCCAGCAUGUUUCAGCCAUGAUUAGUUUGAUGGGUUUUUGUUGUUUUUUCUGCUUGCUUGGUAAUUGGGCCACCUUUAUGAAUUGUUUCUCUCACUGAAUGUUUUAUUGGGGAAAUUGAAAAACUUUUUUUUUUUUUUUUUUUUUGUGGAUUUGAGAAUAAUAUAGCAUGUCAUUACCAGUUGUAUGCAGGUAGUGUCCUUACACUGACCAGUCCAGCAGGUUCUCUCUCAUUCAGUCAUGUUUUAUUUUAUACCAAUUGGCAGCCAACUUUGAUCAGGGUAUUGAAAUGUGAUUGUUAAUAUGGUUUUUAUCAUUGUAAAACUACACUUUGAGAGACCGUACAUUUAUCAUCGUCCUGUCAGCAAUAUAUUGUUUAAUAUUACAAAAACGUUGUGAAUAAAGAAAAUCAAACAAUAUGUUUAUUUUUGUAGCUUGCCAAUUAAAAGUCCGAUUGUAAUAUCACAUUGUCAGUAUAGUUUUUACUUCGUAAUUCUGGUGAAGUUUUGUUUUCACCAUGUACAUAUUUGUAAGAAUGUGACUCCGACUAGGAAUGUAUCUGGUUCUUCAACUCAUUUUAAACAUUUCAGAAAUUACCUUUGUAGAGUGCCCCAAGUUUUGGAAUAAAAUUUAUAUUUGUGCUGCUAUUCAUUUACACAUUUAAAUAGCAGCAAUGAGUUUCUAAAUACUCACAUAAAGUUACAUUAUGCAACACAAACUUGUCAAAUUCUAUUGUUUUAUUUUGUUCCUGCAUUUAUAAAGCUGUUUUACUUGGGGUAUCAGUUAUUCUUUGUCUAUUUUACUCCGUAUUUUUGGGGGUCAUUUUACUAAAUUUCUUUUAGCAUCUGGAUAUUUUGUAAAGAACAAGACAAGGAUUAUAAAUAUCUUUGUAUAUAUAUGUAUACAAAGAAAAUAUUUAAAUCUGCAUUAACUGCUUUAUUUGUAACAUUUUUUAUUAAGUUUACAAUUACUGAAAUAUAUUUAAUAUGAUAUUUGAAUAAUGUGUUGCAUACGUGUGAUUCAUAUUUUAAUAUUUGAAUGGAAGAUAAUUUUCGGUUUUAAAGAGAAAGUGUAUACAUUUGGUUGGUUCAUUUCUAUAAAAACUAAAUGUUUACACAUUUUAACACUUAAAUUGGGGCAUCCAGCAGAUGUAAUUUCUAACCAUGCAUUAUUUAUCUAUUUGGAAAUUUGUUUAGCUUCACUAAUAUGACAUUGUUUUCAAAGCUGGGUCACAGAAAUAAAUUCUGUUAUUAAAACAAAAUGGCACAGUUUGAUAUCUUUUUACUACUUGUCUUUUAAAACAAAAAACAAUUACAGAUGUUUUAUUGAUGUUUUGUUAUUGAUAAAUAAGCAACGAAAAGUAUAUGUGGUUUAGUGUGAGGACCAGUUUGUGUUGACUCAGGAAACAUUGCAAGCAUAUGCAGCUAACAGGCAUAGGUUCAGAAUGAAGAACAGUUUAGACAACAUUUGGACAUUUUGUAUUUUAAAAUGAACAUAGAACAAGUAGGGUUUUUUAGAAUUAUUUUGUAUAAUGGUUUAAUAUUCAUUAUCUGUGAAGUCAUUUCACAUUCCCUCUUUGUACUCGAUACUCCUUUUGGCAUUUAGACUAAUUUGUAUAUUUUGUGUCAUUUCCUAAAAAGUCUAAUAAAUUGUGGAACAGUGA